AUGCCUCCCACAACUCGCCAGCAGGCUCAGGCUGAUGGGCCCGAGCCUUCGCCCACACCCGCACUCACACCCGCACCCGCACUUAUUCAGAAAAACUCGGGACGUGGCAAGCACACUGUGCAAGCCAUGGCACCUCCAGUAUUGCCGGGUUUGGGACAACUCGCGCCUUCCAAGCACGCCACACCCACAGCUGUGAAUGUCACUUCCGCACAGUCACUCAAUGGUUUGCCUGCUUCCGCUGUCACUCCCAUGUCUGCACUCGCUCCGCCCAAGUCCAAGAAGAAGAAAAAUCAUGGGUCCAAAUGUUCUGCGCUGGCCAAUGUCCCACCAAAAAUCACAGGCAAAGAGGAACCUUGCUAG
Messenger RNA from Peniophora sp. CBMAI 1063, 360 nucleotides. Lineage: Eukaryota; Fungi; Basidiomycota; Agaricomycetes; Russulales; Peniophoraceae. The record is from the annotation of a GenBank genome assembly.